UUUUUCUCCCAGUGGCGUGGGCAGGCAGGUUCUCUUUGCGCUGUUUUUUUGGGGUGGUGGUGUUCCCCCCUUUCCUAAAGAUGGAAUCGACCUGCAGAGAUUGGCGGUAGGCCGGGCGGGCGACUAGCCAGCCAGCCUGUAUCGCUCACGCAGCAUCCUCCAUCUAUCCUGGCCGCGGGCUCAAAGGCUCUCUCGUGCGUUUUGCCUCCCCCACACAAUUUCUUAGCUUGCUCCCACAGAAAUGAUCCUUGUCCCGCCACCCAUUGCCUCCUUCCCCAGCCGAAGACAACCCUCUCUUCCAGUUAUCUCCCCUCACAUACGCACGCGCGCGCGUUUUGUGGGGAGCCUUGCCCAUGUGUGUGCGUGUAUUUAUAAGAGGGGAUUUAGGGCGUUUUAAUUAUAUAUACGCCCCAGCCACUUUGUUGGUCAUAAUGUUUCUGGUGGUGGGCAAGAGCAUGUAACCGAAGAUAGUGUGUGUGAGUGGGGGGAGAGGAGACAGAGAACGUGGCCGAAUUCACUGGUGCUUUUUUCGCCAUGGACGACCGCGGGGGAGGAUGGUAACCGAAGCAUAAGAAGUCUCUCUCCCCUUUGAAUGUGAGCAGCAGCAGCAGGAGAAGAGGCGGAGGAUUUGGUGACAGUGGAAGCCCCGCCCGCUGCCUGGGCAGGGGGGCCGUCCUGCGCCCCCCCCCUAGAAGAAGCUGGACUGGCUUCUUUCUUUCUCUUUCUCUCCCCCCACGCACUCCCCUCCUUCACUCUCACAUUCACACACGCACGCACGCACGCAGAGCAAGUCUCUCGCGCUUCCUUAUGCAGACAGACAGGGAGACAGAAGAUGGCUGACUCGCCAGGGCAACCCACAGUCCAGCCCGCCUGCAUCCCCAACCCUCCGAGAGCCGCUUUCUCCUUUGACACUCGCUGACGCCUUCGCCCAGCACUGAAAGUCGCCACCCCCAGGCCUCCCUCCCUUUCCACAAGCUUCCCCCCUCCCCACGAACCCAAAUAAUACCAGCAGCCAUUUCAUCUCCACCAAAGUAGAUACACACAAAAAAUGGCAGAAAUGGAGAAAGAAGGGAGACCUCCAGAAAAUAAAAGAAGCAGGAAACCGGCUCACCCCGUGAAAAGGGAAAUCAAUGAAGAGAUGAAGAACUUUGCAGAAAACACCAUGAAUGAGCUCCUUGGCUGGUAUGGGUAUGAUAAGGUUGAAUUAAAAGAUGGAGAAGAUAUUGAAUUCAGAAACUACCCUGCAGAUGGGGAGAGCCGACAGCAUAUUUCUGUUCUAAAAGAAAAUUCUUUGCCAAAAACACAAUUACCUGAAGACAGUGUUAUUUCAUCGUACAAUAUAAACACAACCUAUCCAGGACUUACCACAGGAAACGGACUCUCAGACUCACCAGCAGGGUUAAAGGAGCAUGGGAACGUACCCAUUAUUGUACCAUUAAUUCCACCACCAUUCAUAAAGCCACCAGCAGAAGAUGAUGUGUCAAAUGUACAAAUAAUGUGUGCCUGGUGCCAGAAAGUGGGAAUCAAGCGCUAUUCUCUAAGUAUGGGGAGUGAAGUAAAAUGUUUCUGUAGUGAGAAGUGCUUUGCAGCUUGCCGAAGAGCAUACUUCAAGAGGAACAAGGCUAGAGAUGAAGAUGGACAUGCUGAAAAUUUUCCCCAGCAGCACUAUGCUAAGGAAACUCCAAGACUUGCCUUCAAGAAUAACUGCGAACUACUUCAUCUUUCUUUAACUCCAAAGUUGUUUCACGAACACCACAGUCCUGUGAAUAUAUACUUGGAAGUAUGUGACUGGUGUAAGCACAUAAGACACACAAAAGAGUAUCUGGAUUUUGGGGACGGGGAAAGAAGGCUUCAGUUCUGCAGUGCAAAAUGUCUCAAUCAGUACAAAAUGGACAUUUUCUACAAAGAAACACAGGCCAAUCUUCCAGCUGGACUUUGCAGCACAUUACAUCCUCCAGUCGAAAAUAAAGCAGAAGGCACUGGAGUGCAGCUGCUGACUCCAGAUUCUUGGAAUAUACCGCUAGCAGAUGCUCGGAGAAAGGCCCCAUCCCCAGCGUCUGCAGCUGGCCAAAUUCAAGGUCCUGGACCAUCAGCAUCUACCACUGCCUCUCCGCCUGACACUGCCAACUGCUCUGUCACUAAAAUCCCAACGCCUGUUCCCAAAUCUAUUCCCAUCAAUGAGAAUCCAAAUAUUCCACCAGUUUCUGUUCAGCCACCUGGUAAUAUUGUGCCUCCAAUUGGUGUCCCACCUCGAAGCCCUCCCAUGGUGAUGACAAAUCGUGGGCCGGUACCUCUGCCCAUAUUCAUGGAACAGCAAAUAAUGCAGCAAAUCCGCCCACCAUUUAUUCGAGGGCCACCUCAUCAUGCCUCAAAUCCUAACAGCCCUCUGUCCAAUCCAAUGAUUCCUGGAAUUGGUCCACCCCCAGGUGGUCCUAGAAAUAUGGGCCCCACUUCCAGCCCUAUGCAUAGGCCAAUGCUGUCCCCUCAUAUUCACCCUCCAACAACUCCAACCAUGCCUGGAAAUCCCCCAGGUUUACUACCCCCUCCACCCCCGGGUGUCCCUUUGCCUAGUCUUCCCUUCCCUCCAGUAAGCAUGAUGCCAAAUGGUCCUAUGCCCAUGCCGCAGAUGAUGAACUUUGGCUUGCCAUCUCUUGCCCCAUUGGUGCCACCCCCAACCCUUUUAGUGCCAUAUCCUGUCAUUGUUCCUUUACCAGUUCCUAUCCCCAUUCCUAUCCCUAUUCCUCACAUCAAUGAUUCCAAGCCCCCAAAUGGCUUCUCCAGCAAUGGAGAAAACUUCAUUCCAAGUUCAUCCACUGAUGCAACUGGGACAAAGCCAACCAAUAAUUCUGUGUCCCCCAGAGAUUCGAAACAAGGGCCUUCCAAGUCCUCUGACUCAACUCCAAGCUGCUCAGGCCAGUCCUUAAAUCAAACACAAGUGCAUCAGGAGCAUAGUAAAAAUGAAGUUGUUGAUUUGACUGUGAGACCUACUAGUCCGGUGAACAAGUUGGGUUUUCCUACAGUACUACAGGGACCACAGGAUGGUGUGAUAGACUUAACUGUAGGUCACAGGUCUAGACUACACAAUGUUAUCCACAGGGCUUUGCAUGCUCAAGUCAAAGUUGAAAAUGAAGCCAACAGUGUUGUAAAUCUGACUUUUGGUAGCUCAGAUAAAAGGAACUGCAAUGACUGCAGGAACAAUUGCAGCCCUACUGAAGCAAAAACUUUACCUUGUAGUGACCCAGUUCACUGUGGGCCCAUCACGCUGCCGUCUGGCACUUCAGAAAAUAGUACGGCCGCAGGUUGCAAUGUCAUUGUGAAUGGCACAAAGGGCCCAGAGGUUUCUAAGAACCCAGAGCAGCCCCAAGAGCAGAAAAAGUCUCAACCUCUGGAAGAAUUGCCAGUGAGUGAGCUGGAGUCUGUCAAAGAGAACAAUUGUACAUCGAACUGCCGUCGAGAAGGAGAAUCUGGUAAGAAGACUGGGGAAGAACCCCUGUUUGGGGGAGACAAACAAGAUCCCAACCUUAACAAUCCUGCAGAUGAGGACCAUGCAUAUGCUUUGCGGAUGCUACCCAAGGCAGGCUGUGUCAUCCAGCCUGUGCCAAAACCAGUGGAAAAGACUGCUAUUGCACCAUGCAUUAUUUCAACACCAAUUCUCAGCACAGGGCCAGAAGAUCUGGAGCCACCACUGAAAAGGAGGUGUCUCCGAAUUCGAAAUCAGAAUAAGUAAAGGAAUGCUCACUUUGACAGGGUACUUGCAUGGAGAAAGGGAGCAGAUCAAACCAUGCUACUUCACUGAACAUCACCAGCUGGUCCACUCACCACCCCUUCUGGUUAACAGUCCAGCAAACAAAGCCACUUCCCAUCAUUAAUUCUCUCAGAGGGAAGGCUCAAAUCCUUGGGUGCCUUUGGCUCAGAAGACUGUAAGCACAUCAUGGACCCCACGAAGUAUGUUCAGCAUUCCGACUACCAUCUCCCCUUUUCCCUUUCCCUUUGGGUUCUUGCCGAUGGAGGAUUUUCCUCUAAUUUCUAAAGCCACAUGGACCAAUGUAUGUACUUUUUUGUCACUGACUUCAGUGUUCAGAUAUUUGAGGCUGGACAAUGAAAUGGAUUUUUUUCCCCAAAAACUGCUGUGGUUUUGCUGCUACACUAAGAAUUGUGAUUUGCAUUGUAUGGUUUCGGACCUAUUUGCGUUUUUGAUGGGAGGGGGGUGAAGGGACUAUACUGGAGUAUUGACACUUCAGAAUCAUCUCUAUCUCUUACCCAUGAUGCACUUUUAAAUGAAGAGUUAUUAGAAUAUUUUAUUGGCUAAUAUACUUUUUUCCCUUGUUAUUUUUGCAAAGGCCACCUUUAUCCUUUUUAUUGCCAUAUUUUCAGUGUUACACUUUUAUGGGUUUUUUAUUUUUAUUUGACAGAGUAAGAAGCAGCAUGAAUAGUUUAUACUGUGGUUUUUCAGAGUCUGAAUGCCAAGAGAACUCAGUAAAUGUUUAUUCCUCUCCGCUUUCUCUUUCAAUUCCCCUAAAUAGCACCCCAUUUGGGAACAGAGCAAGAGUGUUGAACUAAAGACCAAAAAGGGAAAAAAAGGAUCCCCUCAAGGUGUAAAACUAUCUGGGGAAAAUAUAUGCUGGGUGUUAUGAAAGACUUGGAUGAAAUUUCAACUCUGAUGGUUUUUCAGUGAUCCAGGAAGCCAGUGAGACAAUCUCUCCAGAUGCAGACCCCUUUCAUGAUAAUUAGAAAGGUAUGGCCAAGCCAAUGAAAACACAGGGGUAAAGUGAGAAGAAAGCCCCCAUGAUUCUGUUUCACUGUUUGCUUUCUCCUGUCAUGGUUAAAAGAAAUGUGCAAUUCGAUCCUCAGUUGGUGGGUGGAGGAUAACAGGGUAGAAUUUACUUGUGUGCACUUGUAUAGUUGUAGCCAAGAGUCCAAAAGAACACUAGAGCAUGUAUGCUGGCACUGAUUUGGUAAAACAAUUGUGGAGUAUCCCAUUCUGACAAAAUACUAAGGGGGGGAUGUGGGGGGGAAUCAUAAAAAUAUGUUCAAAUCACCUUGUGAUCCAGUGUAACUGUUUACUAACUUGAAUAAAGCAAUUGUUCACGCUAUAAUGUCCAGAGUACACUUUUACUAUAAGGCUAUUGUAAUUAGCAAACAGAAAGCAGUUUGGAUAGGACAAGCUUCAAGGAGUUGGGGGCAGGGUCUUAAAAGCCAAUCAGAUCAGAGCCUUAUAGUAAUCGUGUGCUGAGGGCACUAUGUACAUACUGUAUUUCUAUAUUUUCCUUUGUACAGAUUCACUUAAGUCAAGCUACUGUUUUACAGGUGCUCCUUAUUUAUUAGGGCUGUGAAGGCUUCGAAAACUACACCCAACGAGCAAGCUCGCUUUUUUAAAAAAUAAAAUACAUGAAAAAUUAAAAGGUGAGGGACUGGGGGGAGGGAAUGGGAUGGGGGAAGAGCCCAUGAGCCCAUGGAGUGAUUUCAAAACCGAAGAGAGACAAAUUUCUAUGGGGAAAAUGAAGCACUUUUAAAAUGCUUCUGGUUGUCCUGGGCUCACACCAUUUUUCUUUCUCCCUGGCUGGUGUCAGAUUUAUUAAAACAAAAUAAAUC
This is a messenger RNA of Rhineura floridana, 5592 nucleotides long. RefSeq names its product sine oculis binding protein homolog (gene SOBP). Lineage: Eukaryota; Metazoa; Chordata; Lepidosauria; Squamata; Rhineuridae. The record is from RefSeq and is a predicted model, not a curated record. Gene Ontology annotation, biological process: animal organ development. The transcript is spliced from 8 exons. Gene Ontology annotation, cellular component: nucleus. The coding region runs from base 1049 to 3727 and encodes 892 amino acids.